Messenger RNA from Malania oleifera, 1477 nucleotides. RefSeq names its product pentatricopeptide repeat-containing protein At3g42630. Lineage: Eukaryota; Viridiplantae; Streptophyta; Magnoliopsida; Santalales; Ximeniaceae. Bases 105 to 1283 code for a protein of 392 amino acids. Gene Ontology annotation, molecular function: protein binding. The transcript is spliced from 3 exons. The record is from RefSeq and is a predicted model, not a curated record.
GGAAAGUGAAAUUAAGUAAAAUCUUUAAAAAUAAACCAAACGACCGAAGCACUGGUUGGGUCUCGACAGUUCGCAGCCGCCCGGCAUCUCUCAACCGUCGGCAAAUGGAAACUCAGUAUCUUCUCGCCGGGAGCUGUCGUUUGUGCCUCCUGAGACCUCCCAAAUCAAAGAGUUUUAGGGUUUAUUCCCGCCAACGCUGUUCCGCAGAUCGAGCUUUAGCUCGUAAGAUAUGUGGGCACUGGAAGCUAGAAGGAAGUGUUGAUAUGGAUUCUAUUUCAUUAAUACGUACAUUGGCUAUGGUAUUGUGCUAUGCAGAUAAUGGAUAUUUCACACAGGCCCAGGCCAUUUGGGAUGAGAUGUUGAAUAGUUCUUUCGUUCCUAAUAUUCAAAUUAUUUCAGAAUUAAUUGAUGCUUAUGGAAAUAAUGGCCAUUUUGAUGAAAUAACCAGAAUUGUGCGCCAGUUGAGCUCAAGGGACUUAGAAUUGUUUCCUGAACUUUACAAAGUGGCUAUUUCUUGCUUCGGCAAAAGAGGGCAACUGGAAAUGAUGAAAAAUAUGUUGGAGGAAAUGGUUUCGAAGGGUUUCUGUGUGGACUCUCGUACUGGAAAUGCCUUCGUUAUAUAUUAUAGCAAGUUUGGUUCUCUGACUCAGAUGGAAGCUGCUUAUGGCUGCCUUAGAAGAUCCAGAAUUCUUAUAGAGAAAGAAGGAAUCCGGGCAGUGUCACUUGCAUAUUUGAAAGAGAAAAAGUUCUACAAAUUGGGUGAGUUCCUCAGGGAAGUCGGUCUUGGCAGGAAAAAUGCAGGAAAUCUUCUGUGGAACCUCUUGCUGCUAUCCUAUGCUGCCAAUUUCAAAAUGAAAAGCUUGCAGAGAGAAUUUUUGAGAAUGGUGGAUGCUGGAUUUCGUCCCGAUGUCACUACAUUCAACAUCCGUGCUCUGGCUUUUUCAAAGAUGGCAUUGUUCUGGGAUCUCCAUCUGAGCAUAGAACACAUGAAUCAUGAAAAGGUUGUUCCUGAUCUUGUUACUUAUGGAUGUGUUGUUGAUGCAUACUUGGAUAAACGACUAGGGAGGAAUUUGGACUUCGUCUUGAGUAAAAUGAACUUGGAUGAUUCUCCUGUGGAGCUAACAGAUCCAUUUGUGUUUGAAGUUUUGGGCAAAGGGGAUUUCCAUUCAAGCUCGGAAGCAUUUUUGGAGUUCAAGAGGGGCAGGCAGUGGACGUACAGGCAGCUAGUUGCGAUUUACCUUAAGAAACAUUACAGAAGGAACCAAAUCUUUUGGAAUUACUGAUUGACAUUUUAAAUGAACAAUUGUAUAUCUUUGUUCAUAUCUUCAACCUGUUUCUUACAUUCUAACAAUUUGCUAAGUAGGAGAAUUCAAUUCCAAAAUAGAACGAUUCAAAAACUGAUUUAUAGCAUGUAGCAGAAAACACAUAACACGUGUAAAGGAGUUUGGGAGUUUUAUUUACAUUUUCUUUCUUCGUG